UCGGACACAGUAACAACAGCGGAGCAUCCUAAAUACGCGAUCAGCCAAGAUCUUUGUUAUUGUUCCCCUGUGUGCAGGGGAGGGAGGAGGGGAUGCUUGUCAGGGUCAAAAGCAGCAGUCUGGUCCGUUGUCCAGCAAUAUGAAGGAUGGAAGAGGACGAGGUGACCAUCAGGGAGCAGAACUUUCACAGCCAAGUUCGGGAAUGUAUUAUUUGCUUUCUUAUGUUCGGCAUCCUAUACAUUGUGUCUUACUUCAUCAUCACAAGAUAUAAAAGAAAAUCGGAUGAACAAGAAGAUGAAGACGCAACAGUCACUCGUGUUUCACUUUUCCUGAGCACCUUGACUCUUGCGGUUUCAGCUGGGGCUGUUUUGCUUCUACCGUUCUCUAUAGUCAGCAAUGAAAUCCUUUUGUCUUUUCCAAAAAGCUACUAUAUCCAGUGGUUGAAUGGUUCACUUAUUCAUGGUUUGUGGAAUCUUGUUUCCCUUUUUUCCAACUUAUGCCUCUUUGUGCUGAUGCCAUUUGCUUUUUUCUUUCUCGAAUCCGAAGGCUUCGCUGGAUUGAAAAAGGGCAUCAAGGCUCGGAUCCUGGAAACAAUAGUGAUGCUUAUACUACUUGCUCUCCUCAUUUUUGGCAUUGUAUGGGUUGCUUCUGCGCUGAUUGACAAUAGUUCUGCAAGCAUGGAAUCUUUAUAUGAUCUCUGGGAGUUUUACCUCCCUUAUUUAUAUUCCUGUAUAUCGCUAAUGGGAUGCCUGUUACUACUCUUAUGUACCCCGGUUGGCCUUUCUCGGAUGUUUGCCGUGAUGGGUCAGCUCUUGGUCAAACCAGCUAUUCUUGAAGACCUGGAUGAACAGUUGUACAUCAUAAGUUUACAGGAAGAAGCACUUCUACGAAAACUAAAUGCAGGAGGAAACAGUUCCACAGAUUAUAACGCAAAAAAGAUUCAACAUGAGAUUGACAAUGCAAAGACCAUGAAAUCAAACCUAGAAAGACGCAAGAAAGCUUCUGCUUGGGAGAAGAACUUGGUAUACCCAUCAGUAAUGAUAUUGCUCCUAGUGGCGACGUCUUUUUCCGUCAUCUUGGUUUCCUGCAACAUUCUGCGUUUGUUGAUCGAUGAGACAGCAAUGCCUAAAGGUUCAAAGGGCCGGGGGAUUGGCAAUGCCUCUCUGUUCACAUUUGGAUUUGCAGGAGCAACACUGGAAAUCCUUUUAAUUUUCUAUCUCAUGGUUUCUUCUGUCGUUGGUUUCUAUAGCCUUCGUUUUUUUGGAAGUUUUACUCCCAAGAAAGAUGACACUACAAUGACAAAGAUAAUUGGUAAUUGUGUCUCGAUCCUAGUUCUGAGCUCUGCAUUGCCUGUCAUGUCAAGAACAUUAGGGAUCACCAGGUUUGAUUUGCUGGGAGACUUUGGAAGAUUCAAUUGGCUGGGAAACUUUUAUAUUGUUGUAGCAUACAAUUUGUUGUUUGCUAUUGCGACAACGUUGUGCUUAGUCCGAAAAUUUACUUCAGCUGUCCGGGAAGAACUUUUAAAGGCAAUAGGGUUUGAUAAACGUCCGCUUCCUAAUGAGGUCACAGAGUCACCAUCCACAAAUGGGCACCAGAAAACACUGUGAAACGUCAACUGAAGAUACCAUUCCUCUCACUUUAUUCCUGCUAUAAUAUGAUCCUACACAGAAAAUAAGUCUUAAAUGCUCAUAAUGAAGAGCCAAUGUGGCUGUCAGGAGUUAUUUUUUUCUGUGAACUGGACUUUUGAAGAUAAGUUGUUUUAUAGGGUAUAGAAAAAAUAGUUUAUUUUGUUAACUGCCUUAUCAUAUCUUAGGAAGAACUUGCAAAAUAAACUGUCCUGGGUAACACUUUGUAUUUCACAUUAAAUAUUUGUUACAAAUUCAUAUUGUUCCCCUCCUGACACAUUGUUACAGAUCUUUGACCAAAUUAAAGCGAUAUUGAACCCAAAUUUUUUCUUUCAUGAGUCAGAUAGAGCAUGCGAUUUUAAGCAACGUUCUAAUUUACUCGAAUUAUCAUUUUUUUCAUUCUCCUUGGUAUCUUUAGUUAAAAAGCAGUAAUCUAAGCUUAGGAGCCAAACCAUUUAUGGUUCAGCACCCACGGUAACACUUACAUUUAGCCACCAAUUAGGAAGCGCUACCCAGAUCCUGAACCAAAAUGAGUCGGCUCCUAAGCUUACAUUUCUUGUUUUUCAAAUAAAGAUACUAAGAAAACAAAGAAAAAAUCAUAAUAGGAGUAUAUUAGAAAGUUGGGUAAAAUUGCAUGCUCUAUCCGAAUCAUAACAUAAUAAAUUUGGGUUUCAUAUCCCUUUAAACAUUAGUUAUAAGUCUGUUGCAAUAGAGAAUGCACCUGGGCUGAUUUGUUUUUUACUUUCCAUUUACAUUUUAUUGUUUGUCUCGUCUUAAAAGUACAGUGCUUAGUUGGUGGUAAUAAGAUUGUUUGCAUAGUCUCUUUUUCGGUCAGUUUGGUUUAAUGAUUUAGCCUUGAUACAGUUCUUAUUAUGCCCAUUAGUUAUGUAUUUAUUUUUUCUUUAAAUGUUGAUGCAGAAAUGAUAUGUGUUGUCUUUCACCAUCACCGGUCCCAUGUGCCCAAAAUGGUGUAUGGACAAGUUUUAUACUGAAGACCAUAGUUUACUCAUAUAUGGAGAAAUGUGUGUGAAUGGGCAUCAUAUAGAUGUUUAAUAAUUAUACUUAAUAAAAUCAUUCCUGGUGACAUAAAACCAUGCACAAUGGUUCAUUAGUGGCCCUUGCUAAGUCUUACCCAAAGCCACAAUACAUCACCAGCCAUGUUCUGCUAUGUGAAGUGGCUCUGUGUGUCACUUAUACAAUGUGUUUAAACUUUUUGCAGGGGAUAGUGGUACUAAAUAAAAUGCUCUAAUAAAUAAAUACAUAAAAAAAUACCUGUACCUAUGUUUUUCUCUACUCUGUUCUUCUGGACAGUGAAAACAUUUAUGAUCUAAUGACCUCAUAUUGCUGAGCACAGGCAAGUUAAUAAAAUGGUAAAGUUAAAAUCAUGAUUCGGAUAGAGCAUGCAAUUUUAAACAACUUUCCAAUUUACUUCUGUUAGCAAAUUUGCUUUUAUUUGUAGCUUUGUUAUACAGUGUUGCAAAACACUGAUGCCAUAGAGUACUAAAGACGCGUGCACACUCCUGAGCUUUUUUAAGCCUACCUAGGUUUACCCUUCAAUAAAAGAUACCAAGGGAACAAAGCAAAUUUGAUAACAGAAGUAAAUUGGACAGUUGUUUAAAAUUGCAUUUUCUAUCUGAACCAUGAAAGUUUAAUUUUUGCUAUGGACUAUGGCUUUCUCAAAGGCUAGAGCUCAGAAGAAAAACAUACAUUUACUUGAAACCCGUUCUGAAUCGGUCAUGAGAGACAAAGAUUCAGGGCUCUGCUUGUUAAACAUGGCAAUAUUAAAGUACCUGAUGGGCCUCAGUAUUAAGAGCUGCUGCUUUAAGGCAUUUGACCGCUAUUUAUAAUACUGAUGUUAAAAACACAACAUUUCAGGGUAAUCUCAGACUCAUCAGCGUGUUCAUACUAAUUUGUUUAAAUGCACAAACUGUUUGUUACACUGUUCAAUAUCACUUUUUAAAAUUAGUUUCCAAAAAUGCUAAAUUAAUUAUAGGUCUAUAUAUGCUUUAGAGAUUCAACUUACUUUAAUUUAAUUUCACGGGACAUCUCCUAAUAUAGGAUAACCACCAGAAUGAAAAAGCCUUCUCAGAAGUCUAACCCAUCUGCAGAGUAUUCAUCAAAGUCAGGGCUGGACAUAUAGACAAUGGCCCAUCUUUAGUAUUAUACACUAUAGUAUAGUGAUACUUCCCACCCCCUAAUUAAAGCUAUGGCUGGUUCUUACAUUGGAUCAUAUUGCAUUAAUCUUGGGUAACUUGUUCACUGGGAACAACCAAGACUUAUCAAUAAGCAGAACUCUAAAAGGAGAAUCGUACUUCUAUUUUAUGUAGAUAGAAAUGGUAUUGCAAUAGAGCUCUUGACUCCUUUAGGUUGCAUAUUCUUAUUAUUUGAAAGGUAAUUGAUGGUUUUCUAAAAUUAAGGGGAAAAUAGUGCAAUUCAUUUGAGCUUAUGUUGAUAUUAGGAUUAGCCCAUUUACACAAUUACUUUGGGUCCUGAGUAUUUAGUAGAAAGCAAAGAAGAGCCUGUUGUCACAAGUAUUUAUAAGAGCUUAAAGGGACAUGAAACACAUUUCUUUCAGGUUUCAGAUAGAACAUACAAUUUUAAACAACUUUCCAAUUUACUUCCAUUAUCAAACUUGCUUAAUUCUCUUGGCAGCCUUAGUUGAAGAAGCAGCAGUGCACUACUGGGAGCUAGCUGAAUACAUUAAGUAAGCAAAUGACAAGAGUCAUGUAUGUGCGGCCACCAAUCCACAGCUAUUUCCCUGUAGUUAAUUGCUGCUCCUAAACCUACCAGCAUAUGCUUUUCAACAUUGGAUAACGAGAAUGAAGAAAUGAGAUAUUAGAAGUACAACAGAAGUUGUUUAAAAUUGUAUUAUGAAAUGACAGUUUAGUUGUCUACAAACUCUUCCUCAAAGUGCCAUUCACGUAGUCUUCUGGGAACCAGCAAGACAUUGAGUCAUAUGCCUAUCUAUAAGAGAUGUUUUUCACGUUCAGAGACCAUUCACAUAGUCUUCUGGGAACAAGAAAGACAUUCAGUCAUAUGACUAUAAGAGGUGAUUCUCACUUUCAGAGACCAUUCACAUAGUCUUCUAGGAAUGAGAAAUACAUUCAGUCAUAUGAGUAUCUAUAAGUGAUGAUUCUCACGUUCAGAGACCAUUCACAUAGUCUUCUGGUGAACGAGCAAGACAUUCAGUCAUAUGACUAUCUAUAAGAGAUGAUUCUCGCGUUCAGAGACCAUUCACAUAGUCUUCUGGGAACAAGAAAGACAUUCAGUCAUAUGACUAUAAGAGGUGAUUCUCACUUUCAGAGACCAUUCACAUAGUCUUCUAGGAAUGAGCAAGACAUUCAGUCAUAUGACUAUCUAUCUAAAAGUGAUGAUUCUCACGUUCAGAGACCAUUCACAUAGUCUUCUGGUGAACGAGCAAGACAUUCAGUCAUAUGACUAUCUAUAAGAGAUGAUUCUCACUUUUAGAGUCAUGGAGUAGAAAUACAAAGGUUGAUGUAUUUAAAUCUCUGUAGAGCUUUUCUGAAAGGAUCUAGAGAGUGUGUGGUGGGAUUUAUUAUGGUCUUUGGAUGUUAGCUGUUUGGGAUAGUUACCCUUUAAACAAAUAUAUGGUGGAUUCCUGGCUACAACUGUCAAUACAAUAUUUAUGUGCAUUGCAUUAAACAUUUUGAAUUACACUUAACUCCCUGAGAUGAAACUUCAUUUAGACGUUUCAAAAUAUUUCCCUAUUUUUACAUAAAUAGCAUACAUCAUGUGCAGUUUUCAUAAUCUGUAUUGAAAAAUCCAGAUAUCCAUAGAAAUGUGAGGGUCAAUUUUUAAGCCUUGACCCUUACUUCGAUUUUUAUAAUCAUAAAGCACUUUCUAACUUGAAACUGGUGUUUACAAAAGACAGUUACAUGAGCAUAAGUCUCCUAUUGUUAUGUAAGCUAUGCACAUACAGAACAGCAAUACGAAUUUUGUGAAUAUUUACUAAUUUUUUUUUUACAUUUUGUUUAGCUAGUAGAAGCAGAUUUAACAUAUUGACUACCUGGAUAGAAACAAUUGUGUUUUAAUAUAAAAGUUCUCAUUAAUUGAAUUUAACUAGAGAAAAAAUGUAUGUAUCCAAUUGCUCACCUCCUUUGGGUUUUUUGUUUUUUUUGGAUUAUUACAUCUAGUAUCUUUAUUUCUUUUGCAUGAUGUACCUAGUCCACGGAUUCAUCCUUACUUGUGGGAUAUUAUCCUUCCUAACAGAAAGUGGCAAAGAGAGCACCACAGCAGAGCUGUCUAUAUAGCUCCCCCUUAACUCCACCCCCCAGUCAUUCUCUUUGCCGGCUCUAAGCAGGAAGGGUAAAGUGAAAGAGGUGUUAAACUGUUAGUUUUAUUUUGUUGUAAAGCUGUGACUUGGUCUUCGCUCCAUACCUUUUCAAAGUUUUACAAGUUUGAUACUUUUGCUUCUUCGGAGGCUAUUUUUGGGAGAAAGGUUUUGCAAGCAGCGGUGCCUUCCGUUUAGGUUCCUGUCUUGUUCCUCCCUUCAUCCGUGUCCUAAAGCUUUGGUAUUGGUAUCCCACAAGUAAGGAUGAAUCCGUGGACUCGGUACAUCAUGCUAAAGAAAACAAAAUUUAUGCUUACCUGAUAAAUUUCUUUCUUUUGCGAUGUACCGUGUCCACGGCCCGCCCUGUCUAUUCAAGACAGAUGGUAUUUUUUAUUAAAAACUUCAGUCACCUCUGCACCUUAUAGUUUCUCCUUUUUCUUCCUUGGCUUUCGGUCGAAUGACUGGGGGGUGGAGUUAAGGGGGGAGCUAUAUAGACAGCUCUGCUGUGGUGCUCUCUUUGCCACUUCCUGUUAGGAAGGAUAAUAUCCCACAAGUAAGGAUGAAUCCGUGGACUCGGUACAUCGCAAAAGAAAGAAAUUUAUCAGGUAAGCAUAAAUUUUGUUUUUAAUUAAUUGGAACAUUGCACUAUUAAAAGGACAUCAUUGUCAUUCUCAUUUCAUUUACAAUAGAGCAUUUAAAAAUGUAUUUCUAAUUUUAAAAAAAGUUUGUUCCCACAUAGGCAGUAAUAUAUAUAUAUAUAUAUAUAUAUAUAUAUAUAUAUAUAUAUAUAUAUAUCCUGUAUGUGUGUGUGUGUGUGUGUAUAUAUAUAUAUAUAUAUAUAUAUAUAUAUAUAUAAUACAUACUUUUUUUUCAAUAUGUGUUGACUGCUCUUUCAUAUGUAUAAUUGAGUUUCAGUGACCCUUAAAGUGACUGCUUGAUUGUCAGAGUUUCAACAGGGAGCACAAUUUUAACUUAAAAGUGACAUAAAACCCAAACUUUUUCUUUCAUGAUUUAGACAGAGCACGCAAUUUUAAAAGAACUUUUCAAUUUACUUCUAUUCUCUAAUUUGCUUCAUUCUGUUGAUAGCCUUUGUAAAAAAGCAUAUCUAAAUAGGCUCAGUAGCUGCAUAUAGAUGCCUUGUGUGAAUGGCUUACCCACAUGCAUUGCUAUUUCCUUCAAAGGAUACCUAAAGAUUGAAGCAAAUUAGAUAAUAGAAGUAAAUUGGAAUGUUGUUGAAAAAAGGUAUUCUCUAUCUGAAUCAUGGAAAAAAAAAUAUUUGGGGUUACAUUUCCCUUUAACACGGGUUAAUCGCGGUGACAAAUGAACAUAAAUUUAAUAUUAAAAUGCAAUAAUAAAUUAAGACAGACGUGAAGUCUUAAAACAGUUUGACACCUAUAGAAUGACAAACGUUUUGUUUGGAGAAAAAGCUUUUAUGUAGCACAUUUAUAUUCAUUCUUCUAUCAAAAAGUUGAGUAAUUAUAUUGACCCAGUAAUAAAAUAUCACCUGCAUUAUUUUGAGAUUUGUAGAGGUUGCAAAAUGAAUAACCUGAACUUCUGUAUAAUACAUGAAAAUUUAAAUUCAGUAAUUUCAACUACAGAACAAUUUACUUAUCUGAAAAACAUAUUAUUAGCAUUUCAGUCAAACCUACUGGUUUAUUAGUUAAACAAAUAUAUAACAAGCUUUGUUUCCUUUUUAUGCUGGAAAAAGACAAGUUAAAAAUACAGAACUUUGAAUUUACUGAUUUGUUAUUGCCAUUCCUUUUACUAUGUGAAAAUUUUGCAACGUUGCAUUUUCUAUUACUAUUUAUGUAAAUUUGAGCCAAAUGUCUUAUGAGCAAUUCACAGUGAGAGCUUAUACCAAAUGUAAACAUUUACUUGAAUCUAUUGAGUAAUAUUUUGUUUAUUAUGAUCUAAAUCAUUUUGUCAGUUCGGCCCACUAAGCAGCCAGAUUAUAAGGCUAAAUCCAUGUGUUGGUGUUAAAUCAUAAGGUGCAUUUAAGUCAGCUAGGAUUUGGCCUGCUAGUGGGAUCCGCAUUCUGGAGUUGUGAAAUACUGAUCUAGCUUUGUUGCCAACCCACCUGAGCAUGUGCUCCAAUCAAAGUGAUAGAGCUACGUAAUUUAAAGAGGAAUUUGAAUGCAGAAAUAUAAUUUGUUAUAGCAUGUAUUUGCAGUAGGGCCACUUGCUAAAUAUUGUUUACCCUUCUCCAACAAAAGGUAUCGGGAGCCAUUAAACAUUGUGACAUGUAUAUGCUCUUACUAUUUGGUUCACUAGCAGUAUCGUUCUCAGGAGGAACAAGAUGUUGUAGCUCCCAAGAGCAACUUUAGUUAUGUAUUGAACCACUUUUUAGGGGUUAAAACAUAGUCAGCAAGGGACAUUAAUGCAAGAGUUACUUGCUCUAACAAAUUUACGCGUUUCGUUUCUGCAUUACAUUGUCCCUUGACAUAGCAACGCUGAAACCCUGAAAUCUUCUUAUUCUUUUCUGUUGGGAAUGCGUAGGGCUGGAGUUGUGAGCAACUUGCCUAGAUCAAUGGAGACUACUAGACAGUAUAAACCGUCCAUUUACCAGCUUCUUUUGUCUUACAUGGACAAGAAAAAUAAAAUACCAUUAUAAGAGUUAAAUGUGAAAAAGUUGGCUUUAAAUGUACUUUGUUGUGUUCUGUGCUUUUGAUUUAAAAGUAUUAUAUUUUGUAUUCAUUUGAUGUUUUUUUGUUACAUUGUGUGUAUAUAGAGUUAAUAAAAAAAAAUUCAAUCGUAAA
This is a messenger RNA of Bombina bombina (fire-bellied toad), 8672 nucleotides long. RefSeq names its product limb development membrane protein 1 (gene LMBR1). NCBI's taxonomy places the organism in Eukaryota, Metazoa, Chordata, Amphibia, Anura, Bombinatoridae. The record is from RefSeq and is a predicted model, not a curated record. Gene Ontology annotation, molecular function: transmembrane signaling receptor activity. The coding region runs from base 147 to 1607 and encodes 486 amino acids. Gene Ontology annotation, biological process: signal transduction. The transcript is spliced from 17 exons.